CCGCCGCCGCAGCCGCCGCCUGGGCCGCCCCGUGUCCCCGGUGGAGCCGCCGCCGCCGCCGCCGGGAGCUCGAUGCGGACGGAGCCCGGGCCGGGCCAUGGGGAUCCUCAGCAUCACGGACCAGCCGCCCCUGGUCCAGGCCAUCUUUAGCCGAGAUGUGGAGGAAGUGCGUUCCCUCCUCUCGCAGAAGGAGAACAUCAAUGUGCUGGACCAAGAGAGGCGAACCCCACUGCAUGCUGCUGCCUACGUAGGCGAUGUCCCCAUCCUCCAGUUGCUACUGAUGUCAGGUGCUAACGUCAAUGCUAAGGAUACACUGUGGCUGACCCCUCUUCAUCGUGCUGCUGCCUCCCGAAACGAGAAGGUGCUGGGGCUGCUGCUGGCACAUUCAGCAGAUGUGAACGCCCGAGACAAGCUGUGGCAGACACCACUGCAUGUGGCUGCCGCCAACCGGGCCACCAAGUGUGCCGAGGCUCUGGCACCCUUGUUGAGCAGCCUCAACGUGGCUGACAGGAGUGGGCGCAGUGCGCUGCACCAUGCAGUGCAUAGUGGACAUCUUGAGACGGUGAACCUGCUCCUCAACAAGGGAGCCAGCCUGAACGUCUGUGACAAAAAGGAACGGCAGCCCCUGCACUGGGCCGCUUUUCUAGGGCACUUGGAGGUCCUGAAACUGCUGGUGGCGCGGGGAGCAGACCUGGGCUGUAAGGACCGCAAGGGCUACGGGCUGCUCCACACGGCCGCUGCCAGUGGCCAGGUCGAAGUGGUGAAGUACCUGCUCCGGAUGGGGGCUGAGAUCGAUGAGCCCAACGCUUUUGGAAACACAGCUUUGCACAUCGCCUGCUACCUGGGCCAGGAUGCUGUGGCCAUUGAGCUGGUGAAUGCAGGCGCCAAUGUCAACCAGCCGAAUGACAAGGGCUUCACGCCGCUGCACGUGGCUGCCGUCUCCACCAAUGGAGCACUUUGUUUGGAGCUGCUGGUCAAUAAUGGGGCUGAUGUCAACUACCAGAGCAAAGAAGGGAAGAGUCCUCUGCACAUGGCUGCAAUCCAUGGCCGCUUCACGCGCUCCCAGAUCCUCAUCCAGAAUGGCAGCGAGAUUGAUUGUGCCGACAAGUUUGGGAACACGCCCCUGCACGUGGCUGCUCGCUACGGACACGAGCUGCUCAUCAGCACCCUCAUGACCAAUGGCGCGGAUACCGCCCGGCGCGGCAUCCAUGACAUGUUCCCCCUGCACUUAGCUGUCCUCUUUGGGUUCUCUGACUGUUGCCGCAAGCUUCUUUCCUCAGGUCAGCUGUACAGCAUUGUAUCUUCACUCAGCAACGAGCACGUGCUCUCGGCUGGGUUUGACAUCAACACACCUGACAACCUUGGCCGUACCUGUCUUCAUGCUGCUGCUUCUGGAGGGAAUGUUGAAUGUCUUAAUUUGCUGUUGAGCAGUGGAGCUGACUUGAGGAGGAGAGAUAAGUUUGGAAGGACCCCACUGCACUAUGCAGCCGCCAACGGCAGCUACCAGUGCGCAGUGACGCUGGUGACGGCCGGGGCCGGCGUCAACGAGGCUGACUGUAAAGGCUGCUCCCCGCUCCACUAUGCUGCCGCCUCCGACACCUAUAGGAGAGCGGAAGCCCACACAGCUUCCAGCCACGACGCUGAGGAGGACGAGCCACUGAAGGAGUCCCGCAGGAAGGAGGCCUUCUUCUGUCUGGAAUUCUUACUGGAUAAUGGUGCAGACCCCUCCCUGCGGGACAGGCAGGGCUACACAGCUGUGCACUAUGCAGCCGCCUACGGCAACAGACAGAACCUCGAACUGCUCUUAGAAAUGUCCUUUAACUGCCUGGAGGAUGUGGAGAGCACCAUUCCAGUCAGCCCUUUGCACUUAGCUGCCUAUAACGGUCACUGUGAAGCCCUGAAGACGCUGGCGGAGACGCUGGUGAACCUGGAUGUAAGGGACCACAAAGGCCGGACCGCGCUCUUCCUGGCCACUGAGCGAGGCUCUACUGAGUGUGUGGAGGUACUCACGGCCCACGGUGCCUCCGCCCUCAUCAAGGAGCGUAAGCGCAAGUGGACGCCCCUGCACGCUGCUGCUGCCUCUGGCCACACUGACUCCCUGCACUUGCUGAUUGACAGUGGGGAGCGAGCUGACAUCACUGAUGUCAUGGAUGCCUAUGGACAAACCCCACUGAUGCUGGCCAUCAUGAAUGGCCACGUGGACUGUGUACAUCUGCUGCUAGAGAAAGGAUCCACAGCCGAUGCUGCUGACCUCCGGGGCCGCACUGCCCUCCACCGUGGGGCAGUGACUGGCUGUGAGGACUGCCUGGCUGCCCUGCUGGACCACGAUGCGUUUGUGCUCUGCCGAGACUUUAAGGGCCGCACGCCCAUUCACCUGGCCUCAGCCUGUGGCCACACAGCAGUCCUGCGGACACUACUGCAGGCUGCCCUGUCCACAGACCCCCUGGAUGCUGGGGUGGAUUACAGCGGAUACUCGCCCAUGCACUGGGCCUCCUACACUGGACAUGAAGAUUGUCUGGAGUUGUUACUUGAACACAGCCCAUUUUCGUACCUGGAAGGAAACCCCUUCACUCCUUUGCACUGUGCAGUAAUUAAUAACCAGGACAGCACCACAGAGAUGCUGCUGGGAGCUCUGGGUGCCAAGAUUGUGAACAGCCGAGAUGCCAAAGGACGGACCCCCCUUCACGCCGCUGCCUUCGCAGACAAUGUCUCUGGGCUCCGGAUGCUGCUGCAGCAUCAAGCCGAGGUGAACGCCACGGACCACAGUGGCCGCACUGCACUCAUGACGGCGGCGGAGAAUGGGCAGACUGCUGCCGUGGAAUUUCUGCUGUAUCGAGGGAAGGCAGACCUCACUGUGCUGGAUGAGAAUAAGAACACUGCCCUCCACUUGGCUUGUAGCAAGGGCCAUGAGAAAUGUGCCCUCAUGAUCCUGGCAGAGACCCAAGACCUUGGCCUUAUCAAUGCUACUAACAGUGCACUGCAGAUGCCACUCCACAUUGCUGCCCGGAACGGUCUAGCUUCCGUGGUGCAGGCCCUGCUGAGCCGUGGGGCCACAGUGCUGGCUGUGGAUGAAGAAGGUCACACCCCGGCCCUGGCCUGUGCCCCUAACAAAGACGUGGCAGACUGCCUGGCCUUGAUCCUUUCCACCAUGAAGCCUUUCCCGCCCAAGGACGCCGUCAGUCCUUUCAGCUUCAGCCUGCUCAAGAACUGCGGCAUCGCAGCCGCCAAGACGGUGGGUGGCUGCGGCGCCCUGCCCCACGGGGCCUCGUGCCCCUACAGCCAGGAGCGGCACGGUGCCAUCGGGCUAGAUGGCUGCUACUCUGAGUAGCCCCUCCAGAAUCCCUCUCCCUGCCGGUGGCUUGAUAUCUUAUUCUAUUUAUUUAGAAAAAGUCUAAACAUUUAGGGCACUUUAAAGGAGAACACGACUGGGUUGGGGGGCGGAGGGGAACAUGAAGCACUGGGGAGCAGCUGCUCACCCCUUUGCCGCACCACUGGCCUGGCAGGGGUCUGGGGCUGACAGGGAGCACCCCAGGCCACCCCUCUGCCAAGUGUCCCAAAAUGAUUGCUGAAUGCCUGGCUUCCCCUCUCUUUGACUCCAUCUCAGCUCCCUCUUUCUGCUGCCAGCUGCUCCCCCUCUUCCCUUGGACUCUCCCCCUCUGCACCCCCUUGCCCUGCCCUUACUGCCAGGCAGAUCCCCCCUCCUCUUCCAUUCCCAUCACUGCCUCCCUGCUUGGCUGGCCCCUCCAUCCCCGCAGCAGUGAGAAGCCUUAAUUUCUGGUACUGUGUGAGCACUCUGGGGGCGCCCCCUCCCCCUUCAGGGGCAGCUAGAGAAUGAGGGGGGAGGGUAUUUAGCACUGGGGCCUGGAGCUUUUCCCCCACUUCUGUACCUAUCGCCCCUAAAGUUCAAAUGCAAAACACUUGAAGCAGCGACUACUGUACCUGGGCCCCAAAUCCUGCACUCUUCCCCCGGCUCCUCAUAUGCAAAUCAAGGGCUGGUUCUGCCCCCACAGCCUGCCCCGCCCCCUCCCAUUCCUGGCCUGGCCCCCUAACCACGCACUUUAACCUUGCUUCUUUCUUUUUCUUUUGGGAGAGCAGAGCCUGUGGCCCUCCCCUCCCUGGCUCUCCUCUCCCUGAACUUUGAGGCUUGUCAUGAAUUUUUAAGUAAGCAUUUUGUCCUUUAGGGGAAGAAACAAAAUUAAUUUCCUGCCCAUUUCAAAACCAUAGCCCUAGUACGUCCUACCUGUUUCAGGCAUGUGUUUGCAUGUGUGGAGGGAGGGACUGUGUUCUUCCUCCUGUGCCCCCAUCCCAUAGUUCCUCCAACCCCCCUGUUUGCCUCCACCUUCCGUUAUGUCCGAGAGUCCCCACCGCCCCCAGUCACUCCUGAUCUGAAGCCAAAGAUGGUGGGAGGGGCAGGGCAGACCAGGGACGUGGCUGCUCGGGACCCAGGCUCUUCCUCUGGGGUGAGGAUGCAGCACUGACCUGGGGAGCAGCGAACAGACACUGAGGCUUGGUCCCUGCCUUCCCAGCAGCUGGGAGAGAAGGGGUUGAGCUCGGGGCUGCACUGAUAAGAUUCCUAAAAGUUGCAUCCCCAAAGCCAAACUGGGCUGGAAUGAGGAGGGGGCAGUUUUCUCUCUAAAUGUAGCAUUGAAUUUGGCCCUGGUCCCUUCGGAUGCCCUGUCCAUCCAUCUCCUAGUCAAGCCGCCUGGACAGUUGGACCUGCUCCUGUCGCCCAGUGUUCCCUUCCUCACACUCAAUACCUCAGCCAGGGACCAAGACCCAGAACUUGAAUCGAGGUCAUGCCCCGCCCACAGUGCGUCUUCGCCCGGUUUGGCUGUUGUCAGUAUUGCCCACCCCACCCACCCCCCGCCCAGAGAACUGGACAGGCUUCGUUUACACAGCGCGGGGCUCCCCGCGGCCUCCCUCCCCAACUCCAACUCGCUUUAUUUACGAUCUUAGCCAUUUUCCACUUGUGUCCCCUGAAUGUCUUGCCACCCUUGCCAGGGGUGGGCUGGGGGCGGGACGGGCAUCCCCAGGACUCCCCCGCUCCCCAGCAGACGCCCUCAACCAUACCUCAUGCUGGUUGCCGAAGCCUGGGGUGUCUGUCUGGGUCCUUAUUCACUCAUGGCCCCUUUUCAUCCCUGUCUCUCUGUCUUGCUUCCCAACCCUCCGUUCCUAAACCAUUUCAAGGCUUCCAAAUGACCAUUAUUGGUGAGAAGGAUUGUGCAGCUUUUAGUUUUCAGUUUUGUUUUCAAAGCCAAAGGGCCUUGCGAUGCCCCCUCUUGCCCACCCCCCACUCACACCCUGUCCCCCCCUCUACGACAAUCAAUGUGACCUCUCUUAAGGGCUGCAGCCCCCACCCCCACCCUGCUGGUUCUGCAAAGCUUGUCCCCCCAACUUCAAUUCUCUCU
Oryctolagus cuniculus (rabbit) is the source of this 5408-nucleotide messenger RNA. The record is from RefSeq and is a predicted model, not a curated record. NCBI's taxonomy places the organism in Eukaryota, Metazoa, Chordata, Mammalia, Lagomorpha, Leporidae.